AUGGCACAAAAGCAUCCAAUAUUUCAAUUGAGCAAUCCAAAUGGUGCAGAGAACUCUCAAAGCUUCCAGAAGCAACAAGUACAAGGUCCGUCGGGAUACCAGAAUCAGAACCAUGGGCAACCAAACUACAGACCUUAUCAACAAGUAGAGUCAUAUCAGCAAAGGCUUCAACAAGCAGAGUCAUAUCAGCAAAGGCUUCAACAAGCUCAUUCAAGUCUUGAUGACCUUUUGUAUAAGUACAUUAUGGUCACUGAUGAAAAGAUGAAAAGUCAGGGUUCAACCCUAAAAAAUAAGGAAAUUAAAUUAAGCCAACUGGAAACUCUUGUGUCAGAAAAGAUUCAAGGUCCCUUGCCAAGCAAUACAGAGAAAAAUCCAAAGGAGCACCUUAAGGCCAUCACCUUACGGUCAGGUAAGUUGCUUGAUGAACCUUAUGCAGACCAGUCGGAACAACAGGUAAACACCAAUAAGAAUAUUGAAAUACCCUCUGAACUAUCUGAAGAGAAAGAAGUCAAUAAAAAAGAAGAAAAUAAUAUUGAAAAAUUGACUUCUUUCCCUGUAACAAUUCCAUUUCCACAAAAAAUGAAAAGAGAAAAUCUUGAUAAUCAAUUUUCAAAGUUUUUGGAGAUAUUAAAACAAAUUCACAUUAAUAUUCCUUUCAUUGAUGCUUUGUUGCAAAUGUCUUCUUAUGCCAAAUUCCUAAAGGAAAUUUUGUCAAGUAAAAGAAAAUUGAAAGAAAUUUCUAUGGUAAUGCUUACUGAAAAAUACAGUGUUAUACUUCAAAAUAGGCUACCACAAAAACUUGGCGAUCCAGGUAGUUUUACAAUUCCAUGCACUUUGGGAGGAGUAUAUUUUGAAAAAGCACUUUGUGAUUCUGGUGCUUCAAUUAACUUGAUGUCAUUUUCUAUCUUUAAAAAAUUAAAUCUUGGUGAAAUGAAAGACAUAUGUGUUUCUCUUCACUUUUCAGAUCAAAGUACUAAAAAACCUAAGGGGAUAAUUGAAAAUGUUCUCGUAAGAGUAGAUAAGUUUGUUUUCCUUAUAGAUUUCAUAGUACUUGAAAUGAAGGAAUGUCCUGAUGAACCAAUUAUUUUUGGUAGACCAUUUAUUACAACAUGUAGAGAAAUCAUAGAUGUCCAUCAAAGACAACUGAUUUUGAGAGUUGAUGAAGAAAUAGUCAUUUUAGAUAUGCAAAAGAUAUUAAGAUUUUCAGGAGAUGAGACAUCAUCUUCGUAUUUUUCGAUUGACAUGCUUAAUUGUCUUACAGAUGAAUUAAAAGAUGAUCAAUUGAAAGAUGUUUGGCCAAAUCUGGCACCAUACAAGAUGAUGAUCCUAUCAUCAAAAGAGAAGCCGAAAUACUAA
Nicotiana tabacum (common tobacco) is the source of this 1356-nucleotide messenger RNA. The record is from RefSeq and is a predicted model, not a curated record. Lineage: Eukaryota; Viridiplantae; Streptophyta; Magnoliopsida; Solanales; Solanaceae.